Striga asiatica is the source of this 1568-nucleotide messenger RNA. The record is from the annotation of a GenBank genome assembly. NCBI's taxonomy places the organism in Eukaryota, Viridiplantae, Streptophyta, Magnoliopsida, Lamiales, Orobanchaceae.
AUAGAAUUCAGUUCAGAAGAUGGAUUAUGUCUACAACUCGAUAGACCUGGUUAAGGGUCGCUAGGAGAUCGGUUGUAAAGGCAUCGAAGGCUCAUUUGCUAGCAAGAAUUCAAUUGGUGGUUUCAAAGUUUCUUUUAUUUGUGAAUUGAUUUGAGCGUUGCAAGGUUCAAAAACCCAGCUUGCAGAUUAGUGAAAAAAGAAGACAGCCCAUCCUCUCUCUGUUAACUGUCUUUCAGUAUCUCCACAUUUUAUCUAUCCUCGAUUGAUGGUUCCUGUUCUUGUCUAGAUGGACCAGUAUGAGAAGGUCGAGAAGAUUGGUGAAGGGACGUAUGGAGUGGUCUACAAGGCUCGUGAUCGAGUGACAAAUGAAACCAUUGCUUUGAAGAAAAUCAGGCUAGAGCAGGAAGAUGAAGGUGUACCAAGCACGGCUAUUAGAGAGAUAUCUCUUUUGAAAGAGAUGAAUCAUGGGAAUAUUGUGAGGUUACAGGAUGUGGUGCAUAAUGACAAGCGUUUAUAUCUGGUAUUUGAGUAUCUUGACUUGGACUUGAAAAAACACAUGGAUUCUUGCCCGGAAUUCUCAAAGGAUACCCGUGUGGUUAAGAUGUUCCUUUAUCAAAUACUCCGUGGUAUAUCCUAUUGCCAUUCUCAUCGUGUUCUCCACCGGGACUUGAAGCCUCAAAACUUGCUUAUUGAUCGACGUACAAAUGCAUUGAAGCUUGCAGACUUUGGAUUGGCUCGAGCAUUUGGCAUACCUGUCAGGACAUUUACCCACGAGGUCGUGACAUUAUGGUACAGGGCUCCAGAAAUACUACUUGGAUCAAGGCACUAUUCGACUCCUGUGGACAUGUGGUCCAUUGGUUGUAUAUUUGCUGAGAUGGUAAACCAACGACCGUUAUUUCCUGGGGACUCUGAGAUAGACGAACUCUUCAAAAUUUUUAGGGUGAUGGGCACCCCAAAUGAAGACACCUGGCCUGGAGUGACAUCUCUACCUGACUUCAAAUCAGCAUUUCCAAAAUGGCCACCUAAGAACCUGGCAAGCGUUGUUCCAAAUCUUGAUCCAGCUGGCCUUGACCUCCUUAGUAAAAUGCUCAUCUUAGAUCCCAGCAAGAGAAUUACGGCCAGAAAAGCUCUCGAGCACCAAUACUUCAAGGAUAGCAGCUUUGUCCCUUGAUUGUUGCACCGUAUGCAGGUGUAGAUGUACAUUGAAUUUGUCGCAUCAUAGGAUUAAUGUUGUUCGCAAAAAAAUGUGUGAUGUGAUGGUGGUGCUUGUGCCCCUUAUUUUUUAUUUUUCUUUUUUUCUGAAAAAAACUUAGGUUUAUCCAAUUUAUUAUAUCAAAGUGAUUCUGGGCUCAAGCAACAUUGAAGACCUCAGGUGCCCGUGCUUUCACUUUGAUCAUAUCCCCAUUAUUGUGUGUGGCUGCCAAUUUUGUUGUUUUGUUCUUUUCUUUAAUCAGUUUUUGCUGUAACGUUAUAUGCUUGUGUAAGACAUUAGUCUCUAACUAUUUUAUUGGAUAGAUGAUAUCGUGUGCCAUUAGGCCAAUGUUACAUUUUCAGUUUUUUUGGGUGGC